Messenger RNA from Necator americanus (New World hookworm), 1035 nucleotides. RefSeq lists its product as uncharacterized. The record is from RefSeq and is a predicted model, not a curated record. The transcript has 4 exons. Lineage: Eukaryota; Metazoa; Nematoda; Chromadorea; Rhabditida; Ancylostomatidae. The coding region runs from base 1 to 1035 and encodes 344 amino acids.
AUGUAUGGCGACCGGUGGGAGACGACCAGAUCUAAGGUUGCGCAGGACGUUUUUGACGUGGACCACGGCGACGCUUGCCCAACUCGACAUGAAGGCUGUCUCAAACUUUGCUCUUACAAGGCGAUAACAGUGCCGGCAAACACUAACCUGCGCGCCAUUCUCGGAGCUGCAGAGCAGAAAAUGUUCCGUCGCGUAGGUGAUGUUGGUUUGGCUGUGCAAGCGUGUGUCAUCUAUCUCGUCGAUUCUCACGAGAUCCUGUCACCUCGUCUGGCCAUUCUUCGCCUCCGCGAUCUGCGCCAAAAACUCAUCUGCAUCAUCAACUGUUACUCACCAACAUUAGCAGCUGAAUCCAAAUUGGAAUCGUUUUAUAAAGAGCUGGAUGAAACGAUCAGCAAUGAGAAAUCCUUUUACAAAUUUGCUAUCGGAGACUUCAACGCAAUAAUAGAUAAGGCCACAGAUGAGGAAUACGGGAUGGGAAGGCUGGAGUGGGAGACCGGAAUGAAAACGGCAAUCGUCUUGCCGGGAAGUUGUCCGUCACUCUCCUCUUUCAUGGAAGAUCUUUCGAAAUACAGGCAGAAGAAAAUUCUGGAAGCAGCACAAAGAAGAACGAGUCUAAGGAGGUACCGCAGGGAUCUUCGCGAACAUAAUAUUCCGCUAGCAGCCUUGCUGAGCGAAGACGGGACUCGCACGUCUUCUCGUCGUGAGAUGAAAAUCAUUACGGAGAGGUUCUACGCGAACCUUCUCCGUUCAUCAACUCCCGUGCCAAGCCCGAUCAUCCCCACUGGUGAAACUCCAUCUCUUUUCGAAUCUCCUUUCCGAAACCAGUCAGGUGCUAAUUUAUCGACUCCUUUGGAACUACCAUUCGAUAUGCUUGUUGAGCGUGUCAUGCAAAAUGUUUACCAGGAUCAUCUUCGUGCUGAAGUACUGCCAGCGUUCGCCGAUGAUGAUGCGGACGCGUCCUAUGUGAGGACAUUGGCCAAUCGCUACUAUCGAUGCACCACAGCUUUUCCACCGCCCCGUUACCAUGCUUGUUAG